CUGUAACUGCUUACCUGGUGUGAUUAAUUACGUUUCUCUCUUCAUCUAUCGCUCUGGGACCCUGUAGCGCCAUGUUGAUGUUCAAAAUGUGUAAGUUGGUUUCAAUCAAGCGAAGCGAUGCUAUUGUUGAACCUAAUGAACCACUUUGACCGAUACAGUUUUGGGUGCUCUCAGAGCAGCAAUCCCUGCCAUUUUCGGCCGGCCAGAAGGGAUGCCAUACCUACGCUACGUGAUGGCUUGCGGACUCCGAGCAAUGAGCUUCGAUUCUCGGUACAACAACCCCCAGGGAACUGGCGCUGUGGAGGCCUACAAAGUAUUUGCAAAGCAACAGAAAAUCGAGCCAAUUGUUGUGCAGCUGAAUGGAGGAGGAGAAGGGUAUUGGUUUGGGCCAACGAGCGCAAAGAAAGUUGUGCUAUUCUUUCCUGGCGGAGCAUACUCGAAUCCAGCCUCGGAAGGGUUCUUUCUCAGAUAUAAGAGCUUGGUGGCCGCCGCAAAAUCGCAAGAUGUGGACUUGGCCGUAUUUGUGUUAUCUUAUGAUCUCUCGCCAAAGGCAACAUAUCCUACCCAAUUGAAGCAGGCGGCAGGAUCCCUCGAAUAUCUUCUCAAGAACAAGGGGUUGACGCCCGCAGGCAUCAUCCUCGCUGGCGACUCUGCUGGCGGUAAUCUUGCGCUGGCUAUGCUUUCUCACCUCUCACACCCACAUCCGGAUGUCCCCGUCGUCGACUUAGGCGGCCAGGUCCUCCGUGGCGUGGCCUUGAUAUCGCCCUGGGUAUCCUUCGAUUAUGACACACCAUCGGCAAAAGCGAAUCAAGACAUAGACAUGAUCAGCGCGUUCGGCUGCAAGGGAGCAUCGAAGCAGUUCUUGGGAUCUGUAGAUGAGGAUGAGUAUACCGUGCCAUUACGCGCGAGUCCAGACUGGUGGAAGAACGCGAAAGCCGAACAGACCCUGAUCACCAGUGGCUCGUACGAGAUAUUUGCCUCUGAUAUUGCCUCGUUUGCGGAGAAGUACCAGGUGCAUAAUUCCAGAACAGAGGUGUACGAGGCCAAGUAUGAAAUUCACGAUCAGGGACUGAUAGAUACCAUGCUGGGCUACGAGCUUCCUGAGAGUGAGAAGCUGAUGCAGAGAUGGAUCCUAGAAUCGUUAGGGCGUGUACCAUUGUGAAUGUUUGAAAGACCUGGAUACGUGCUGGGGAUCUGACCGAGGAAAGCUCGCUUAUUCA
This is a messenger RNA of Exophiala xenobiotica, 1220 nucleotides long. RefSeq lists its product as hypothetical. The transcript has 4 exons. NCBI's taxonomy places the organism in Eukaryota, Fungi, Ascomycota, Eurotiomycetes, Chaetothyriales, Herpotrichiellaceae. The coding region runs from base 212 to 1162 and encodes 316 amino acids. The record is from RefSeq and is a predicted model, not a curated record. Gene Ontology annotation, molecular function: hydrolase activity.